Didymosphaeria variabile is the source of this 1638-nucleotide messenger RNA. RefSeq lists its product as uncharacterized. The record is from RefSeq and is a predicted model, not a curated record. NCBI's taxonomy places the organism in Eukaryota, Fungi, Ascomycota, Dothideomycetes, Pleosporales, Didymosphaeriaceae. Gene Ontology annotation, molecular function: serine-type exopeptidase activity; dipeptidyl-peptidase activity. The transcript is spliced from 4 exons. Bases 1 to 1638 code for a protein of 545 amino acids. Gene Ontology annotation, biological process: proteolysis.
AUGCGCUACUCUUUGCUCGUGGGUACCCUGCUGGGUCUGGAAGCUGUUGCACUGCAGCUCGGACUUCCCACCGCGGGCGAGCUUCAACAGAAGGUUCAGGCAAGCAAAUCGCGUCAUUCUUCCGUGGCCAAGCGCGAUGUGGAUCCCUCCGCUCUGUAUCCGCCGCACAAUCUGAGUAUACCGAUUGAUUUCUUCCACAACGACACACGGUACGAGCCGCACACGAAUGAUACCUUCAAUCUGCGGUACUGGUUCGAUGCUAGCUACUACAAGCCAGGUGGUCCUGUGUUCGUCCUACUCGGUGGAGAAACCUACGGAGACGAUCGCCUACCAUUCCUCCAGAAGGGUAUCGUUCAUCAGGUCAUCGAAGCCACCAAUGGUCUUGGUGUGAUUCUGGAACAUCGCUACUACGGAGAAAGCUUUCCGUAUCCGAACGUGUCGCUCGAAAACCUUCGUUUCUUAUCUACUGAACAAGCGUUGGCCGAAGUUGACUAUUUUGCUCGCAAUGUUGAAUUUGAGGGCAUCGACGCGGACCUGACUGCACCAAACACUCCCUGGAUCGUCUAUGGUGGCUCUUACGCCGGUGCCCAGAGCGCUUUCCUGCGCGUCGUGUACCCUGAAACGUUCUGGGGAACUAUUUCCUCGUCUGGAGUCACCAAGGCCAUCUAUGAUUACUGGGAGUACUUUGAGCCGAUUCGACUAUAUGCUCCUCCUGAUUGUAUUCACGCAACCCAGACGUUCAUCAGCGUAUUGGAUAGUAUCCUCCUGAAAAACGACACCGCCGCGACCAAGCAGCUCAAGGAUGCAUUUGGUUUUGGAGGUGUCACAAAUGACCAGGACUUCGCCAAUAUUUUCACGGAUAUCUAUGGCUGGCAGAGCACCAACUGGGACCCUGAGGUCAAUAGCCCGAGUUUCUACAACUACUGUACUAACAUCACCGGAUCGCUCAACUUUCCUGAUCUCGAAGCGAAUAGAUCCACCGCUGCAAGCAUAGUCGCUGCUUCUGGCCACGGAAACGACACGGCGACUGUGGAUACAGUACUGAACGCCAUUGGUUGGUAUGGCAGGAAGCUCACCAGCCAAAAAUCAUCUGGUUUGACCCAGGAUGAAUACUUCACCACCCUCAACGACACUCAGUGGCAGGCAACGGACCUCGACGCGGCGAAUGCUUACAGGAGCUGGUCGUACCAGGUUUGCACAGAAUGGGGAUACAUCCAAACCGGAAACACCCCUUCAGAAAUCCAACCCCUGAUCUCACGGACUUUGGAUCUCGAAUAUCUGACCUACUUCUGUCGCUCAGGUUACAACCGCACCGAACCUCCGGAUGUUGAGAAGGUAAACAAGUACGGCGGUUACAACAUCAGCUACCCUCGCUUGGCUCACAUCGGAGGUAACGCUGAUCCGUGGAGGCCUGCAACUCCUCUGUGGUUCCCAGAUGCCAGAAAGGAUUCCAUCGAGGAACCGUGGCUACUCAUUUCCCACGGGGUGCACCACUGGGAGGAGAACGGCAUCUUCCCCAACGAGACCACUCCGAUUCUACCGCCUUACCCAGUCAUCUAUGCUCAGCAGUAUCUUAAGAACUUCGUCAUUGAAUGGCUGAACGACUGGGAGAAGCCCGGCUACCAAUCCGAACUGUAG